This is a messenger RNA of Hylaeus volcanicus, 4723 nucleotides long. RefSeq lists its product as uncharacterized. The transcript is spliced from 13 exons. The record is from RefSeq and is a predicted model, not a curated record. NCBI's taxonomy places the organism in Eukaryota, Metazoa, Arthropoda, Insecta, Hymenoptera, Colletidae. Bases 223 to 4656 code for a protein of 1477 amino acids.
UGUAUUAAAUGGAGAAUUGUUUUUUUCUAACAAUUAAUUAUUUUAAAUUUCAAACACAAAUAUUUUAUGGUGUUCAAAUACGUAGUAAUGAUUCAAAUAAAUCAAUAAAGAAAAAACACUAUUGUUCUAUGGGCACAACAAUAAACUUUAGGAUUUAAAAUUGGAAUGUUAUUUAAAUAUAAUAUAAAAAAACUUUAGUAGUGAUUCUUUUUUUAGUUUGUCAUGGACAAUCUCGGGCAGUACUUUAAAGAUGGAAUCAAAAAGGUUUCAGAAGCGGCCAUGGACGCUGUCGUAACAUCUAUAGUUGCAAAUCAAGAGCAACAUAUACAUCAUCUUCAAGAUAUACAACAGUGGGGAAUCAUAAAACUUAUUCAACGAUGGACAACAAGUAAAUACUUACAUCAACGGCCUAGUGUUAUUCCAUUUCAAGGGUUCUCAUUAAUAAAUUUAGUAUAUAAAAAACAAUUAAACGAUUCCCCACCUGACCAUAUUGACAAAAAUGGGGAUGCUUCUGCAAAGCGUUCAUUGUAUGAUCAAAUCUUUUCUACUUUGUUCGCGAAACAAUUAACGUUACAAGCACCGCUUUUUUCACGUUCAAUAGGAAUAAUAACCCUGAACGUAAAGGAUUGCUAUUUUUUACUAUUGCACAAUCCUUUAAAUGCUCGUUUAAAUGUAAUGAAAACAUUUCAGUGGAGAAUUCUAGCGACAUAUGGUGAUCAACAAAAAGAAACCAUUUCAGCACGCAUGGUCCAGAAGUCGCACCAGGAAAUUAUUUCUUCAUUAAUGGUACCUUCUAAUUCAGAAUCACUAAAUUUUGCAUUACACGAACAAACUUAUAAUACAAUAUGUUGGAAUCAUGUUAUCGAGUUUCAUAAUAUUAAAGAUUUAUGGAGUGAUAUCUGUUUGAGUCUUAUGUGGCGACAAACAGUAGAAAACGAUAAGGAGGACUCAAGAAACAAUUCUUUUACUUCAGAAGAAGGUUUUUCUAGUGACGCGUGUGAUCCAAAUUUUAAAUCUAGCAAAAAAAUCAAGGAAGCUUCUGGCGCAACGUACUCUUCUGAGAACUCCCAAACUACGAGUCAAUUAAAAAAGGACACUUUAACGAAGGAUUCGUUGACAUUGUUAGAAGACACUAAUCCGUCAAAAAAAAGAAAGGCGGGGACAGAAUGGACUUUAUACGGUCGCGUUAUUAUUCCUUUAUCGUCUUUAUUGUGUGACGACCAUUCAUUUUCUUCUGCUAACACAAACGUUGACAUUAACGAACAUCAGGAGUGUAUGAAUCAGAGUAAAUUGAAAAAGGAUGAUAAUAAUGUUAGUCCAUAUAACGAAGAUCUUUUUAAAGUAGAAUUAAAGGAUCGUCACACGGUCUCUUCACAUAGUAAUGGACUGUGCGGGUGGUGUUGUUCAAGCAAUUUGCUUUUAAAUCUUUAUCCGCAUACUAAAAAAGAAUUGAAGUAUUAUAGGCCAAUGCCCGGUUAUACAGCUUUAGGAAUGCAAAAUCCUCAAUUCACCCUUGGAAUUUUAAGUUUAAACAUUCAAUUUCAAUCGAACAUGUCUAAGAGAAAAGCUUUACUUUUAAGUAUGCUUAAUGCUCCGAAUUCACGAUGGAUUAAUUCGUAUUCUUUUGAACCUCAGUACUUGGAAGCUUAUGGACAGCGCGCUAAGCAUUGCAUAAGGUCGUUUCCUCGAUGGGUUUCCAAAUUUUUACAUUUAUUUUCUAUUGGGGAGAAGCCAAAGCGAAAUUUUUUUGAUACAUGUUUGGUUGCGUUUUUUUGGAUUCAGAUUCUGGGAGGCGUACUCUGUCUACCAUUUUGUUUUAUACCGCUUUGUUUUCUUGGCAUUUUGCUGUGUGUUUCACUCUCGUAUCGAUUCGGAAAUCAUUCCACAGUACCUUGCUCUUUUUCGUUAAUUUAUAAGGAUAAUUGUUUACAUAAAUGUGAUAACUUUCGAAAGUGUCCUAGUACAAUACAAAAUAUGCGCCAUUGUUGCCAUGAAAAUAAUUGUGAUAGUCUACUAGAUCGUAAGAAACGUUCUGACAAUUUGGAGAAAAAAGACAGGCUUAAAACUUAUGAAACUAAAAAAGAAAUGUUAGACGGUAUAGUUUUGUGUAAGAGUCAUGACGAUUUUUUAAACGCCGAGGAAAUUAUAUUGAACAAAUGCAAUGAAAGUCAUAAUGGUAGGUUGCAUGCUGGUGAAAAAGUUCUAGCGUCGCUUAACAAUGCUGAUUUUGAACCGGACAUUAAAGGUUUAACGGAGAGAGAUCAUACACAAAGUCACUUUGAAGAACACUUCCAUAGCCAUAACGCAGGAAUGUCUGAAAAUAGUACAAUUAAUGAUUCUUGUAUUAAACCUAAUGGUGAACGGAUAGAUGUGGAUUUGGCGGAUAGAACGCAUUCAAUCAAAGGGAACAAUUCCUUCCAAUUUCAUCAAGAAAAUGCGACAUCAGCUAAGAGUUCUACUGAAGAGUCUUGUGAACAAGUACACAAAAAGUAUGAUAGCCGUUUUCCUAAAAACAUCUCUGUAAUGGAAUCGCCAAUUGGUACUUUUGUGUCGAGUGUCUGUGACUCGACAAGCUAUUGUCCCCGGUAUCCUAUUUUUUCGGAUGACGUCGAAAAUCAGAAUGUUCAUCAUCUUUUGGAUGAAGGCUUAGAUCUUUUGGAUGCUGUACAGCGGGUGGCUGGCGUCGGCAGUUCUAUUAUAGAGAAAUUAAAGUUUGCCUUUAAUUGGGAAGAUCCCUUAAUCACACAAGUUUCUUUGGUUGUUGCAGCCUUGGUUACCUUACAAAUAACAUUAGUGAUUUACCUUUUCAUGAAACUUCCGCGUUGCAUAACACGUCUCCCGCUUCUUUCACCAUUAUUCUUUUUCAUUAUUUUAACAGAUCCUUUUAUUCAACAAAAAUUAUGGUUGGAAACGUUUGGAAUGGAUAUUGUCAUGAUUUAUUCAGCCUUUCUUUCUCGAAGCGCAUUACAACUUGAUAAGAAAAAAACUCGACAAAACGUAUCACCAAGCCAAUCUCAAAUGAAGAAAAAAUUACAAGCAAAUAAAAAAGAUGAUAGAUGUCAAGACAACCAUUUAAAAGAUUCAAAUAGUCUACUUAAUGCUUCCGAAAAUGAAUUUAAAGUCGACUGUAAAAUAAGUGAUUUAAAUACCAAUGGGACGGGUUUAAAAACAUGGUUGGGUCUACGUAAUCGUUGGAGAAACGUAAUGAAUUCAAGCCAAAAGAUAAAUUUAAAAGCUUAUUCGAAAGAAAAGUGUAUCAAUCAACCGAAUUUGAUUGAUGUUGAGCAUUGCGAAGAAAAAGUAUGUCAGAAGAACUAUACAAGUGAAACGCGUCAAUGGCAUGAAACAGAUAUAUGCCCUGUGGACAAUGUGUCUGUCUUGUCCGUUUCAGCUAAUGUGGUGACGCUUCUUCAAGAAAACCACGGUGGUGGCCAUCAUACAUUAAAACAGUUUUUUAGUUUAAAAAUCAUUUGGUCGUUUUUAAAUCUAGUUUUGUUUCAAGGCCCAUUUAGACUAGUAAAAAAAUUGUGGGUGAUAGCUACAAUUCCUUUGCGUUCUAUACUCUUUUUCUUAUUUUUACUUGGAUUGCAUACAACGGAUGUAAUUUUUCGAUUUUUGUUCUUUUGGUGGUUGCGACUUCCCGAUCGUCGAGAAAUUGAACAUCGACAAAUAGCCGCAUCUCAACGAGUAUCUUUUUUUAAAAAUUCCAUGCCUCUUUUAUCCUUAAAACCUAGUUGUACCUUCAAAUGUAUUGAAGCAAAAUCAAUGUUAGCUACGGAUAACGAGGACAUUAAUGGUGAUCGUGCAAUAUGCAACAAGUCGGGGUGUGAUCCACCUGGUUUUUCAAACGUUCAUGAAAAUAAAAAUUUCGUUUUCAAAGAAACAAACCUAUGCAGUCCUAAGACAGUUUCCAGUCUGAUUAAGACCAAUUUAAUAAAGAUGGUGGCCCCAAAUUUGACCACAACCAAAAGUUUUGUAGAGAAAAAUCUACCUGAAGAAGAUACGGUUAUGGUGGAUAAUGUUAUCUAUGACGCAACACAUGAGAAGUCGAUCAUCAACAAAGAAUUUGUUUCAUUUAACUCGACUUUGGAAAUGUUAGAGGAUGAGAAUCAUGAAUUAAUCGAAAAUUUAAAUGAAACAACACAUAAAAGUAUUUCGCAGUUUUUAAACAAAGAAUCACCAAAUUUGUUAUCCUACCGUGACGAUGAUCGUUUGAGCAGUACGCUCAGUAUUAUUAAAAAAGCUUUACCUUUUUGCAAAGGCAUCCAAACAUCUUCAAAAAAUGUACCUCUUAUCCAUCCAACAGAUCAAGCAUCCAACGAUUUGCAUGCACAACAUCCUAAAUUGGAUACUCACAGCAUAACAUCGUCGUCUUCAAAUAAUUCAUUAAAACUAUGUAGUUUUUCUCCUAUACAAGUCACACAUAUCGAUAAUAAAAUAAAUGAUUAUGUCACAGAGAGUGAUAGUAGUGUAGGUAUAAAGGCAUUGUUAUCAGAGUCUUUUUGGUCAACACCACAGCACGUGGAAGGGGAACAUUUGCACGUUGCAGAAGAAAAAGAAACCUCAACAAAUUUUAAACCAGCAGGAGUUCUCUCUAAGAUUUUGUCAAACUAUAAUAAAAACCCAACAUUAGCUUUAUUGAAAAACUAUUUUUAAAAGUUGAAAAUGAUAUGCAGACGGUAACAAGGCAAAUCAUAUGGAAAAUGCACGUAAAAAAAAAAAC